Messenger RNA from Vicia faba (fava bean), 588 nucleotides. NCBI's taxonomy places the organism in Eukaryota, Viridiplantae, Streptophyta, Magnoliopsida, Fabales, Fabaceae. The record is from the annotation of a GenBank genome assembly.
AUGCUUGUAAGAGAAAGCAUUCGAAAAACCAAAUAUUUACUUCACAAAAAACUCAAAAACUUCAAAUGUCUCAUCUUUGGAGGAUACCAAAAACUCCCUAGAGCUCUUUCCUUCAAACCAUUCUUACGUCAAACUCGAAGUAACAACAAUAGUUCAAGAACAACAUACACGAGUGAUCAAUUCUAUAACGAGUUUUACGAUAUUCUUCAAUCCGAUCUCAAUAGAAUGAGUCGAAGCAGCGAGAUUGCACCAACCCGAGACGCCGCAGCAGCUGCAAGUAAUGAAAAACAAAGUCCACAAAAGAACAUUACUGAAAAUGUAGCUACGGAGAAGAAGAACAAGAAUGAAGGAGUUCAUGAAUUGGCAUUGAAGAUGAAGGAAUUGGAGAUGAAUGAUUCAGGUGAUGUUGAACAGGUUCUUGAUAUAGAAGAAGCACUUCAUUACUAUUCUCGUCUUAAGAGUCCGGUUUAUUUAGAUAUUGUCGACAAGUUUUUCACUGACAUGCAUUCUGAGUUUUCUCUUUCACAAUCUUCUGUUAGAAACAAACAUUCUAAGACAAAAGGAAGAUUUGGAGCAAUAAGGUUGUAG